CAGAGCCAGAGAGGCGAGAUAAAGAGGAGGCAGAGGUGUGGUCCCUGACAGGUGGGUUUACCCUGAACUUCAGCCAAGGUGGUGUUCCCACCUUCUUGUGACUCAACUGAUGUCUAAUAUUAAUGACAGAGAUCAUCUGGUCUUUCUUCACUUGCCAAGCAUUAAGACAUCUGAAACAUGCACAGAUAAUCUGUCUGAAGGAUUGCUACCUCUGCAGGGAUCCUUUAAGGGACUGUCCAGAACUCCUCAUCCCAGGCUGAAAUCUCAGAUUUACACCAUGGAAGAAGGGAUAGAUAACCCAACGUUCACCGCUGUAGAUGAAGUAGCAUUGAAGACUAUUGAAAACGACAUUAAAAAGGUGAUCCCAAGUUCUGGAGUGACGGAAAAGAAAAUCCAGGAUCCCAUUGGCAGUGAGGAGUAUGAAGAGGGGCCGUGUGGCUGGGGACGCUUCACGCCGAGCUUUCUGCAGUGUUGUAACAAUCCCAAGGGUUAUUUAGUGAUGUAUAGCCUUCUGGCGAUCAUGCAAGGUACUGCUGUGAACGGCCUCGUAAAUGUAGUCAUCUCUACUAUUGAGAAACGUUAUGACUUAAACAGUUCCCUCACUGGGCUUGUCUCUGCCAGCUAUGACAUUGCAUUUUGUGUUUUGUCACUUUUUGUGUCUUUUUAUGGACAAAGAGGACACAAGCCUAGAUGGCUUGCCUUUUCAGCAUUUAUGAUUGGACUGGGGUCCAUAGUGUUCUCCAUACCUCAUUUUACUACCAGUUCAUACCAGUAUGGAAACAGAUAUAAUGAUUUCUGUGAAACAUCCGGAUUUAACGGCACUGGGGCAGAGUGUACUGGAAAAAAAGGUUCCUCCCUCUCAAACUACCUGUAUGUCUUUAUUCUUGGUCAGCUGCUAAUGGGAGUUGGAGGAACUCCAUUAUAUACUCUGGGAACAGCUUUUUUUGAUGACAGCCUUCCAACGCACAAAUCUUCACUGUACAUAGGAAUUGCAUAUGGAAUGUCUGUAGUGGGCCCUGCAAUUGGAUAUUUAAUUGGUUCACAGACGUUAAAUAUUUAUAUUGACUUUGAAAAAGGGACAAGUACUUCGCUUUCUCCAGAUGACCCCCGUUGGCUUGGUGCGUGGUGGAUUGCAUUUGUAGUCGUAGGCCUAAUAACAUGGCUACUUAUUAUGCCUUUCUCCUGCUUUCCAAAACACUUACCAGGUACAUCAGCUAUCCAGUUCAAAAGAAUAUCAGAAGCACAUAAUGAUGGAAGUGAAGGCAUUGUUGAAGCUAAAAACCUCGGAACAAACUUCAAAGAUUUCCCUUUGUCUCUUUGGCUGAUGGUAAAGAACCCAGUUCUCAUGGCUCUAACGUUUGCCAGUUGCUCUGAUGCAUUUAUCACCACCGGCUUUGCAGCAUUUCUACCAAAAUUUAUUGAAAACCAAUUUUCAUUAACGUCAAGCUUUGCAGCCAUUCUAGGAGGUGGUGUACUAAUUCCAGCAGCAGCAAUUGGACAAGUCAUCGGUGGUAUCAUUGUCUCGAAAUUCAAGUUUGAUUGCAAAAACAUUAUUCGAUUCUCAAUAAUACUGUCCUUUGUGUCAUUGGCUUUGGUAACAGUCUUCAUUUUUGCAAAGUGUGGCAAUGAGCCAUUUGCUGGUGUUACAGUGAGUUAUAAUGGGACUGAUAAAAUGGAUGAAUUGUUGUCCUCGUGUAAUAGUAACUGCUCUUGCGCCCGUUCCUUUUAUGACCCAGUUUGUGCUGCUGAUGGAGUCCAGUACUUUUCAUCUUGUUAUGCUGGAUGUUUAUCCACUGAAGUAUCUAGCGAUGGAACUAAGAUUUUCACCAAUUGUUCCUGUGUGGGAGACCCAUUAGAGAAAACAUUGAAGCGAACGUCAUUACAUUUGAAUGCCUUUGAAGCCAUUCCUGGAAAAUGUGACUCCACUUGUAAAAACCUGAUAAUAUUUAUGGUUUUCUUUUUCUUUGUGGUUGUUUCUACUUUCAUGACUGCAACACCAACAACAAUUGCCAUUCUGAGGUGUGUACCAGACAAGCAAAGAUCAUUCGCUCUUGGGGUACAAUGGUCAUUAAUUAGAUUAUUGGGUUCUAUACCUGGACCAAUAUUAUUUGGAGUUGUUAUAGACAGUAGCUGCAUUCUCUGGAACUUGAAUGAAUGUGAAGUAAAAGGAGCCUGCUGGAUCUAUAAUAAUUCAAAUAUAUCAUAUAAACUCGUUGGCAUCAGUGCAGCAAGCAAAGUCAUCACAAUUAUAUUCCUUUUCCUUGCUCAUUUUAUAUAUAAACCUCCACCAAGCCCACAAGACUCGUCACAAAACAACGGCAAAGUCAUCUCUUCAGACUCUUUAUGAGGGAAUGCCACACAAUCUCCUAUAGGAAAAUGUGAACAUUCCAUACUGGUGUAGAUCAUUCAGUAUGUUUAUAACAUAAAAAAACAAAGAUGUGACGUAGCUCUUCCACAAACAAAAGCUUAGCCAAGUAAAUUUUGUGAUUAACACGUGCAUUCCCUGUGAAAUAUUGCUGCAUCUGAAUGAAAAGGGGUUAAUAUGUAGAAUUUCUUUUAUAUCUUCUUUAGAAGAUUUUUUUUUGAAAGGUUAUAUUAACCUUUGCCUAUUGACUUUUAUGGACAAAUUACUGAUAUAGAUUAGGACUGUAAACUAGACAUGUGCACACUGAAAUAUUUUGUUUCAGCAUUUCGUUUUCGUCCGAAAAAUACAUUUAUUUAGUUAC
Molecule: messenger RNA, 2726 nt
Organism: Rana temporaria (common frog)
Lineage: Eukaryota; Metazoa; Chordata; Amphibia; Anura; Ranidae
Gene: SLCO4C1
Product: solute carrier organic anion transporter family member 4C1
Exons: 13
Coding region: 110-2347 (745 amino acids)
Biological process (GO): sodium-independent organic anion transport; transmembrane transport
Cellular component (GO): membrane
Molecular function (GO): protein binding
Source: RefSeq, a predicted model, not a curated record